Molecule: messenger RNA, 4675 nt
Organism: Dendronephthya gigantea
Lineage: Eukaryota; Metazoa; Cnidaria; Anthozoa; Malacalcyonacea; Nephtheidae
Product: NPC1-like intracellular cholesterol transporter 1
Exons: 3
Coding region: 2509-3861 (450 amino acids)
Cellular component (GO): membrane
Source: RefSeq, a predicted model, not a curated record
UUCGUUAUGAAUUGUAAUAGCAAAAAGGAACAACGGUACAAAAAUUAUACAAACAAACUAAAUCAUAUAAUAAAAAUAGCCAAAAAACAUAUUAUGAAUAUCAAUUGAUCAAAUUAAUACAAACAGAAUUCAAGAAUGGUGUGGAAAACACUUAAUAAUGAAUUACUCAAUAAGCCCAAGAAAAGCACGAAAAUAUCACAAAGCUUUGUUGAAACCAACUCAUCAAAUAAUUUAGAUGAUCCCCAAGAAAUAGCUAAUCACUUCAACGACUACUUUACUAAUGACCCCAUUUGGCAAAUAAAAUAAAACAAAAUGACAAUAAUAAUUUUAAUAAAUAUCUGAAAAGUGACUUUAGGUUUUCCUUAUCCCAUCACAGAAAAUGAAUUAGAAGUUGAACUAAAAAACAUCAAGCAAUAUACGAUGUGGAUAUGAUGGUAUUAGCACAACCAUUACAAAACUAGCAGCUAGAGAAAUCUCUAAAUCAUUAACACACAUUUUCAUCUAACAUUUACGACUGGAAUCAUUCCAGACAAUCUAAAAGUCGCAUUGAUUACACCAAUUUUCAAGGCUAAUGACGAAAUGAAGUUUGAAAACUACCGACCAAUAUCAGUUCUUGUUUGUUUUGCAAAAUUGUUAGAAAAACUUAUGAUUAAUAGACUGUCAAAAUUUAUUGAUAAAAAUAAAAUUUUUUCAAAGCAUCAAUAUGGAUUUAGGAAACAGAGAUCAACUGAACAUGCAUUAAUUGACUUUAUUGAUAAAAUUACUAAUGUAAUUGAUGAUGGUAAAUACUCUGUUGGUAUUUUCCUUGAUUUAUCUAAGGCAUUUGAUACAAUUGAUCACAAGAUUCUGAUAAAGAAAUUGGAACAUUAUGGUAAUAGAGGAGUGGCCAAAAAACUGAUUUCUGUUGUAUUAUUUGCAGAUGACACAAACGUACUAUAUAGUCAUGAAUGUCUUAGAAAAUUGGAUGAAUUCAUUCAAGUCGAAAUUAAAAAAAAAUUCAGAUUGGCUUAAUGCAAAUAAAUUGUCUAUGGAUGCAGAAAAAACAAAUUUAUUCUUUUUAGAACAAAAAAAAAAGAAGCUUGAAGAUACCAUUAACAUUUCGAUCAAUAAUAACAAUAUACAACAAGUCUAAAACACUACAUUUUUAGGGAUUGUUAUUGAUGAAUUCUUGACAUGGUGUAACCACAUGGAUUUGAUUACAAAAAAAUCAUUAAAUGUGCAGCAUUCAUUUCCAGGAUAAAGCAUUUCACAAACUUAAACUCUUUGAAACUAAUAUAUUAUGCCUUGGUCCAUCCAUAUAUCUAACGUAUGGCAACCUAAUAUGGGGUAACACCUACAAAUCCCGUAUUAAAAAGUUAGUAAAUAUUCAAAAAAAAUUGUGAGAUUAAUGGCUUUCAAAUCUUCUUUUGAUCAUUCCGAACCAACUUUUAAAGAAUUGCAAAUACUCAAUUUAUUCAAAAUAAAUGAUUAUUUAAUAAGGAUAUUCAUGUUCUGAUAUUUCUAUUUACAAAACCUUCCAGAAAUAUUCAGAAAUUAUUUCUCUACUAAAAAGGAAAUUCAUAAUCACAACACGCGAAACUCGAGAUUACUACACAAAAAGUUCAGUAGAACCAACUACGCAAAACAUACGCUUGCUAGUAGAGGCAUAGAAGUUUGGACAUAGAAGUUUACACAAUCUAUAUGUUAUAAUAUUUGAUUGUAUUAAAUACAUUUUACGAAUGAAUAAAAUCCUUUAAGGUUCAACUACGAGACUAUUGUCUUUCAGGGUGUUAUGUACUCGACAUUCAGUGUUAAAAGAUGUAUAUUUCAUAUCAGAAAUAAUUUAUAUACACAUACAAAUAUUACGUCAUUGAAUAAUAAUUAUUCCUAACUAAUUAUUCCAAAGUCUCAACACAGGGUAGCCAUUUGUCUGCUUCAGCCCCUCUAAAAUUUUCGGACUUUCAAACUUUGAACACAGUGCAGUUGCCGAGAAGAAAUUUUGUGAAGUUUUAAGAAAUUUAGCUGUUCCAAAAUGUAUAAUGAUAAAAAUGUGCGCACGAACGACUAGAGUCACUCAAUAGCAUAGUCAUUCGAUUGCGAAUGUCGCUGUUAAUGCUAUGAGUGUGGUUUAUUGGAAAACGCGGACACCGGACAGCGGACACUUUUCAAAAUUUACGAUAAACAUGAAUUAAAACCUGUUAAAGUAUGUCGUCUAAACGUCGUUAAAACGUGUUAAAGUAUGUCGUCGUAAACGUGUUAAACUCCUUUAGUUAGCUCAGGGUAAAACACUAACUAGUAAAACUUUUUGUUUAAUUCCCGCGUUCUUUUUUUCAGAAAAAAUAUUCAGGAUUGAUUACGGAAUCAUUUGAGUUUGCAUCCAUGGACAUUUUUAAAGAAAGAUAAAUCGUCAUUUUCCAUGUACUAGAACACCUAAAUAUAUUAUUGUCCAACAUAAUUCCUGAAAGACGACAAAGUACAUACAAGCCUAUUGGACAAGGUUUGGCAAUCUCGUGCCAAUUAAAGGCGAGGAUGACUGCCAGAACGACCGUUGCUGAUACUACAUGUACAAGCUUCAAUUCGGAGACAAAGAGCAAUGCUGAUAAUAUUGACAUCAUGCAUGAGGGAUGCCAUGUUUCGAAGUCACGUUAUUGCUACAGAGAGAAAUGGGCUUGGGUUCAGAUGAUUUUGAUCAUAUUUCUUGAAAAACUGUUUGAAAUGUCUGCUAUCUUCAUUUCACGUCGACCUUUUCGAGUAAUAUUUUGUUGUCUGCUUGUCACUAUUGGCCUAACGUGUGGCUUUGCAAUGUUAAAAGUUGACAAAAAUGUGAAAUAUUUGUACCUACCUGAAAACAGUGAAGCAUCACAGGAUAUAAGAAAGGCGAGAAGUCUAGGGUUUGAACUCGAAGUACGACAAGAAGAGGUUGUUAUUUUGCCUAAACAUGGCAAAUCCGUUCUGUCGCAAGAAUGUUUGGCAGAAAUGAUUGAUUUACACAACAUUAUUACAGAUAUAGAUCACUACGACGAAUACUGCUAUAGGAAAAACUCAAAUAGAAGUUGUGCUUCAACAAACCUGUUAGAAAUUUUCAGUUAUCAAAAGGAAAACUUAGUUGCCAAUCUUACACAACGUAUCCAGACCGUUCUACAAAAUGAUGCUUUUCUUAUGGCCAAUGGCAGAAGACUCGUCGAUAAUUUUAAUAGAAUUUUUGGAAAUAAUGCUUCCGGCGAUUCACUUGAUUCCACAAAUGCGCUGAGAAUGGCUUACUAUAUGAAAGAAUAUGAUAGAGAUGGACAGGAGAAGGAGAACAUUUUGGAUUGGGAGAGUAUUUACCUCAAAAAAAUAUCAUCAUUUUCAAAAAACACUACCUGUGCGAAUGUUUUUUAUGCUGCAGAAAGAAGCUUGGACGACUCUGUAUCAGAAAGUACUGGUUCUGAUAUUUCGUUUUUCGCAGUAACAUUUACAAUCAUGGGCAUUCUUAGUGGCAUUGUGAAUGGAAGAUGUGGUGAUGCUCGUUUUGGUCAUCAAUUGUUAGGAUAUGGUGCAUUGUUGUCCAUUUACUUGGGUGUCACGAGUGCACUUGGCCUUUUAAUGAUUGUUGGUGUUCCCUUUAUCAGCAUGGUUGGUGUUCUACCGUUCUUGGUUGUAAGUAUCGGCAUAGACGAUGUUUUCAUUAUCCUACACGAACUUAAUGAAAUGAUCCGUCAAGAUUUGCCCUCGACGCAUAUGCUAAGCGGGACAAUGGCUAGAAGUGGUCCAACUAUUACCAUGACAACCCUUACUGAUCUUGUAGCAUUUGCCGUUAGCAGUAGUUCCAUUUCCCUUCGAUUCGUCUUUUCUGCACUUACACAGCUGUUGCAAUCUCAUCUGUUUUCAUUCUGUUGCUGACAUUUUUUGUUGGUUGCAUGUGGUUUGAUAUCAAAAGGAUAAACGCUCAACGCAGAGAUUUCUUGCCUUGCCUAAUGAGUCGUCCUCCAACUGAUUGUUGCUUUGGAAUUCGGAGAAGUGGCUUUGACAACGUUAUGAAAGCAUGGGGAAAACUAAUUACUUCACCUGUUGGAAAAGUCUUUGUGUUCUUAGGUUCACUACUUCUCCUAGCUUUUGGAAUUUAUGGCGUUCUUGGCCUCGAUGAAAGUUUUAACAGAAAGUGGUUAACAACGAAAGAUUCACAUUUCCGAAAAUUCCUAAAUGUUUAUGAAGAAAACUUUCACCUUAAUAUCGAAGUUAGCAUAAUUUUCCCGGAAAAAACUGAUCACUCGAGCAUUGAAAUUCAGAAAAUAUACUCCCAAGUCGAAACUCUUGUUGAAAGUAACCAAUAUUUUUCUCCAAGAAGGAUAUCGUGGUUAUCCCAAUAUAUAUGGUGGGCACAGAAUAGAAAGAUCAAAAUCGAUAAUACCAGAAUGUUCCAUCACUACUUGAAGGAGUUUAUUUCACUCCCGGAGUAUCAAAGGUUUGCCCAGGAUGUAAAAUUUUCGAAAGAUAAAACUCAUUUGACGGCUUCAAGGAUGCUAGUAUAUUGUAAGAGUGAUCCUGACUCAAACUUUCAAAGAAAUAUGAUGGCGAGCAUUCGAAAGGAUCUCCACUCAGCGGAUGCUCGUGCAUUUGCUAUUGCCUUGCCUUUUAUAUACUUUGAACAGUAUGCUCAUGUACUUAAUGAAACCAUCAGGAACUUGGUUGUUGCUGGAAUUUCAAUUAUUUUGAU